Pterocles gutturalis (yellow-throated sandgrouse) is the source of this 851-nucleotide messenger RNA. RefSeq names its product mitochondrial E3 ubiquitin protein ligase 1 (gene MUL1). The annotation marks the transcript as partial. Gene Ontology annotation, biological process: protein ubiquitination; organelle organization. Gene Ontology annotation, molecular function: ubiquitin-protein transferase activity. The transcript has 2 exons. Lineage: Eukaryota; Metazoa; Chordata; Aves; Pterocliformes; Pteroclidae. Gene Ontology annotation, cellular component: mitochondrion. The record is from RefSeq and is a predicted model, not a curated record.
GCGUCGUGCGGUCUGUUAAGGAGACCCUGAGCAGCCAGUUUGUGGAGAACUGCAAGGGCGUCGUUCAGAGGCUGACGCUGCAGGAGCAUAAGAUGGUCUGGAACCGAACAACCCACCUCUGGAAUGACUACGAGAAGAUCAUCCACCAGCGAACCAACACCACCCCUUUCGACCUGGUCCCUCCGGAGGAAGGCACCGCUGUCACCGUCAGGGUGAUGAAGCCGCUGGACGCUGCCGAGCUCAGCCUGGAGACAGUGUACGAGAAAUUCCACCCCUCUGUCCAGUCCUUCACCGACGUUAUCGGCCACUACAUCAGCGGAGAGCGGCCGAAGGGCAUUCAGGAGACGGAGCAGAUGCUGAGGGUGGGCACGGCGCUGACGGGAGUGGGCGAGCUGGUCCUGGAUAAUGCCACCAUCAAACUGCAGCCCCCCAAGCAGGGCAUGCCCUACUACCUGAGCAGCGGGGAUUUCGACUCCUUGCUGCAGAAACAAGAAUCGAACGUCCGCUUUUGGAAAAUCCUCACAGUCAUUUUCGGGUUUGCCACUUGCGCCAUCCUCUUCUUCAUCCUACGGAAGCAAUACCGGCAUCACCGGGAGCGGCGGCACCUCAAACAAAUGCAGGAUGAAUUCCGGCAGGCCCAGGAGCGCCUGAUGCGCGAAAUGAACGCGGAGGGCGGAGAGACGCUCAAAAACGCUUGUGUCAUCUGCUUGAGCAACACCAAAUCCUGCGUCUUCCUGGAAUGUGGGCACGUUUGCUCGUGUCAUGAGUGCUACCGAGCUCUCCCCGAACCCAAAAAGUGCCCCAUCUGCCGGCAGGGCAUCUCCAGAGUGGUUCCCUUGUACAACAGUUAA